Messenger RNA from Marchantia polymorpha subsp. ruderalis, 1849 nucleotides. Lineage: Eukaryota; Viridiplantae; Streptophyta; Marchantiopsida; Marchantiales; Marchantiaceae. The record is from the annotation of a GenBank genome assembly.
UAAGCUCCAGUCGGUCCUUCGCAGUGCCUGGCGCGCGGCACCGGUGGUCAGAUCGCUUUCCAAGCCCUCUGUACCAUUCGGCUACUGCUAGCUUGCUCUGAAGACUGAACUAGGAACAAUUUGCCCUCACAAUAGAUUCAAGGACUCAGAAUUCGGUCAGACCCUUCAGGCUCUCAGCAUCACCCAUUCCACUUUCCACAUCUCGAUCGGUCGCCGACAUUGAAUUCUGUACAUACCGAGGUACGAAGCGACCGGUGGGAGUGAUGCAGGCCUGAGAUCGAUUAUGAUCGAGGCUCGGAGCCUGAGCUUCCUGUCCUAGAGUCGAGGGAGAUGUUGUAGUUUACGAGGUAAGCCUCUUCAGGAGCCUACUGCUCUCGUACCUUUCUCAGCUCACUCGAGAGUGUGAGGGAGAAAGGUCGAGAUGGCUAGCAUGCAAGAGCAAGGUGUUAUCGUCGCCGCCUUGGGGAUCAAAGGUCAGGAAAUAAGUCCAGCAGCUUCCAGCUACCAUGGAAGAAUUGAUGGAUCCGCAGCUCAGACCGGGGAGAAGGCCCAGGAGUACGUGGAACCGGCCCCUCAUCCCACUUGGGCUGUGGAAGAGUUCUACAAGUGGUCACUCUACAGAGCAGCCAUCGCCGAGUUCGUUGCCACCCUUCUGUUUGUCUACAUCGGCGUUUCUGCUGCCAUCGGGAACGCUCGGGACAGCCCUGACGGUGUAGGUGCACUGGGAGUUGCAUGGGCCUUCGGUGCAACUAUAUUUGUGCUCGUUUACUGCACUGCUGGAGUUUCAGGAGGGCACAUCAACCCUGCGGUGACAUUGGGCCUUCUUCUCGGUAGAAGGCUCUCUAUUCCUCGUGCGUUGCUUUACAUGGUCGCACAGGUACUGGGCGGCAUAUGUGGAGCAGGACUCGUGAAAGCUCUGCAGAAGAGACCUUUCCAGCGCUACAACGGUGGAACCAACUUUGUGGCUCAAGACUUGUCGACCUCCACGGGUCUGGCAGCAGAGAUCAUCGGCACCUUCGUACUGGUAUACGUGGUCUACUCGGCAACAGAUGGCAAGCGCAGAGCUCGUGACUCCCACGUCCCGGUUCUCGCACCUCUACCAAUCGGAUUGGCAGUGUUUGUGGUACAUUUGGCUACAAUUCCCAUCACAGGGACGGGAAUCAACCCUGCACGAAGCUUUGGUCCUGCUGUUCUGUGGGGUAACGAGCUCGCCUGGGACGACCAGUGGAUCUUCUGGGUGGGUCCUUUCAUCGGCGCUUCUUUGGCAGCGGCUUACCACCAAUUCGUCAUCCGGUCUCUUCCACUGGGAUCUCAUUUCCUCCUCCCCACCAUUCCUUUGACCUUGGUGCCGUUCCAACUGCCCCAUGCGGCUCCUAAAGCGAUCGAGCACAUGACAUCUGGUUAAGGGAGAACUGUAAACAGAAAAAUCUGCUGACAACAUUGAAGCUCACCAGGCACUUGUAAAUACAGUGAUUCGUAGCCACCUGAUGGACCUAUUUCGCCUCUAAUACUUGAACAAUUUCUGAGAUUCCUGAUCUUGCUUCAAAGCUACAUACGAAUACGAACAGAAUAAGAUCGAUCACCUCUGUAUCUAUGAGAAAGUGAUGACUAGGUAGGUAUCUCCUUCAUUAUAUGCCUUUGAAUCUGAACCUGAGGCUGUGCUCAAGCAGCUGCAGACGGAGACUCUCCUCUCACCAUAGAAGACAAUAUCCCCUGGAAUUUGAUUUACCGAACGGGGCAUGAGACAUGGACCUGCAAGUUGAACUUUCAUAGAUUUCAUCGGAGAAUUUAUCUCCAAAGAAGUGUCAUUGGAUACCUUCUCAAUAAACUUUGCCGUGUUGAUAUUUCC